AUGUCUAAGAUGACUAAUGUUAAUUCCAGCCUAGCAUAUGAAAUACUUUUAUACUUGAACUCUUUCUAUUUAGGAAUGUUCUUCGUUUGUGAAGUGGCUAUGGGCAUUUUGAAAGCUAUAAAUGUUACUUACCCGGAGAACGCUCUCCUGACUGAAGCCGGGAUAUUUUGUACCCUUUGUCUAGUUGAAGUUAUCCGAAUUUUCUUGGGCCGAAGAGGAAAUUUAGCCAGUAAAAAAGUGCCAGUAUUUUUCUCAGUGAUUUUAACAAUACCAUCUGCAGUUGGUGUAUGCUACUUUUUGAUAUAUCAGACCUACAUUCUCAGACUUGAGUACAUCUGGUGUGCAGUGAUGCUCAUGUUUCAUGCUCUUGAAUUUGUCUUUGCCAUUUUAUUCAUUUUGACUGUCUGCAAAAGUCAUCGGUAUGAAUAG
Messenger RNA from Parnassius mnemosyne (clouded apollo), 429 nucleotides. The record is from the annotation of a GenBank genome assembly. Lineage: Eukaryota; Metazoa; Arthropoda; Insecta; Lepidoptera; Papilionidae.